AUGAAAAUGAGGUUACCAACACAUUGUUAUCCUCCAUUAUCAGGAAUCCAAUCACACAGUGGACCAAGUGUUGAUUUAGCAAUUUUUGGUUUACACUUAAGUGGGAUUAGUACCGGUAAACAUAUAAAACUGCCGGUAUUAAAUUUGGCUAUAUACUGGAAACUGUUGUAUAUUUAUAGAUAUAUAACACAAUCAGUAGGAAACCAUCUAGGUUUAAACCUAGAUGGGUUCUUCAGAGACUACACGCCAAAGUAUUUUCAUUGUAGAUCCUUGCAUUCGACGUACAAGAAUAAUUAUAAUGAUAAUCAUAAUAAUUUACCUUUUGCUGCUUAUUUAGCAGGUUUUAUUGAAGGUGACGGUACUAUAAUAGUACCAAAUACUUUAAGAUCGCCUAAAGGUAAAUUGAAUUAUCCUUCAAUUCAAAUUGUUUUUCAUUUAAAAGAUUUACCUCUAGCUUUAAUGAUUCAAAAAGAAUUAGGUUUUGGUUCUCUUUCAAGAAAAAAAGGUGUUAAUGCUUAUAUUUUGACUAUAAAUAAUAAUGAGGGUAUAUUAUUUGUUAUAUCUUUAUUAAAUGGUAAUAUGAGAACACCUAAGAUAAAUAGUUUAUAUAAAUUGAUUGAUUUUUAUCAAGGAUUUCUAGAAGCAGAUGGUUCUUUUCAAGUUAGAAGUACUCUUAGUGGUAAAUAUCCUAAAUUCGAAUGUAAGUUGGAAAUAUCUCAAAGACAAACAGAUCAUAAAGGUUUUAGUAAUCAGGAGUUUUUAAAUAAAAUUGCUGAUUUAUUUAACACUGAAGUUAAAGAAACAAGAUUAAAUAAAUCUACUCCAGAGUAUAGAGUUAGAACUACUAAUUUACAAGGAAAUAAUCAAGCAAAGAAUUAUUUAAUUAAAUAUCCACUGUUUGGAACUAAGUAUUUAGAUUCUAUAGAUUGA
Molecule: messenger RNA, 930 nt
Organism: Aspergillus ruber CBS 135680
Lineage: Eukaryota; Fungi; Ascomycota; Eurotiomycetes; Eurotiales; Aspergillaceae
Exons: 3
Coding region: 1-930 (309 amino acids)
Molecular function (GO): endonuclease activity
Source: RefSeq, a predicted model, not a curated record